Diorhabda carinulata is the source of this 6819-nucleotide messenger RNA. RefSeq names its product protein KRTCAP2 homolog. The transcript has 4 exons. The record is from RefSeq and is a predicted model, not a curated record. Lineage: Eukaryota; Metazoa; Arthropoda; Insecta; Coleoptera; Chrysomelidae. The coding region runs from base 116 to 523 and encodes 135 amino acids.
AUAAUCAAUCAACAAAUUUGACAGGUUGUCGGGUUGUCGGUUUAUCAAAAUUUAAUAAACGUAUACAUCGUAUUCAGAUUUACUUUUUUUUUGUCCUAUAGCGGAUUAUAUUAAAAUGGCUGUGGCGACUGGAACCUCGUUGAUAUUGGCUUCAAUAAGCUCUGUACUAAUAUUUUCUGGAAUGCAGAUGUUCAAACCUUGGUUCAGUUCAUCACAAUUGCAUACACUUUUUGGUGGAUAUUUGGGUUCACUUUUCUUUGUACUUCUUCUCACGGCAAUAGGAAACUUGGAAACCUACCUCUUUGGAAAGUCGUUUCAAGUAAAAUUGUUUCCUGAAGUGUCCUUAUCCUUGUUGAUUUCUAUAUUGGCUUCAGCAACUAUUCACAGAGUUUGUGGAACAUCUUGCUUGUUGCUGUCAUUGUGCGCUCUCUACUAUUUGAAUAAGUUUUCCCAGAGGGUCUACACAGUUCAAACUGCCCCACCUGUCGUACAAACUGGAAAGAAGAAAAAAAAUAAUUCUUAAGUUUCUGCAAUCACUCUCAAUAUAAGAAGUUAGUAUCAAAUGCCUUUUGAUGUUUAAAUGUAAACAGUUUUCAUACAUUACAUAACUUUUCAAUUAAUACAAAAUUUUUUAUAUUAAUAUAUAAUAUUGCAAAGCAACUGGAAUUAUCUUGAAAAUAAUUUAUUAUUAAAGCUUCUGAAAAGAUACUGCAUUGAUGGACAAAGGCAGUUUUAGAAGAACUUGUUAAAAAUAUCUGUGGUUGCUUCCUUUCGUUGUAUGUGCAUUUUUCAAUUAGCAUCAAAAUUCAAAUUUUUACAAAUCAAAUUAUGUGUAUAUACAGCUUUGAAAUUUCUGUAUAUAAUACUAUAUCCUAGAUUUUAUUUAUAUUGACCACAUACCAUACCAGCACCAACAACUAAAUAUUAGGUCCUACCUGCCUUUCAUUGGUCAUAUAUUUCUCAAAAGACAAGACAUUUAGUCCAGUGAACAACACUUUUUACCUCAGAUUUUCAUCAAGACGCAUCGAUUUGCUUGAAAUUUCAACAGUAGAUAGUUCAUAGUUAAUUGUGGGCGGCCAAGGAGCCGUUGAGCACAUAUGCCUUCAGAUAGGUAUUAUUAUUAUUAUCUAAUACAGGGCAGGCAGCCUAAGGCUGUUAGUGCCCCCUUAAAAUUAAUGAGUACAGUUAGUUUAUUGUUGUUAAAGUUUUACAUAUUAUACGUAUUGUUAUUAUAGCCAGUAGUUUAUAUCACAAACGAGUGCGCAAAUAUGAGUCAAGUCUAUUUUUGAAUUGAUUUAUUGUUUCUGAGUUGAUGACUUCUUCAGGUAGCAUAUUCCACUGUUCCACUAUUCGGUUGCUGAUGAAAUGUUUUCUAGGAUUGGAAUGACAUCUGUCUUUUGAUAACUUUGAGCUAUGGCCACGCAGGUUGGUGUUUUGUAAAGGCAUAAAUAUCUUUUAAAGCACUACACUUGUAUAUUUGUUUCACAAUUUUAAAAGUUUCUAUAAGAUCUCCUCUUAAACGUCUGUCUUCUAGUCUAGGUAGAUUCAGUCUGAUCAACCUUUCCUCAUAGGACAAUCCAUAAAAACCAGUGGGUAGGAUUUUUGUGGCCCUUCUUUGCGUCUUCUCUAAAAGAUCAAUAUCUUUUUGAAAGUAAGGUGACCAGAUCUGGAAUCCAAACUCCAAAAUAGGGCGUAUGUAAGAUUUGUACAUUUUGACGAAGAGCUCUGUUGUGAUGUGUACAAAUGCUUUUUUUAUUAGAUAAAUUAAUGAAUUGGCCCUUUUGACAAUUUUGAUGAUUUGUGACUCCCACUUUAAGUUGUCGGUAAUAGUGACACCUAAAUCUUCUUGAACAGACACCACCUUCAGUGGGCUACCAUUUAUUAGAUAUUCUAUAUUUGGAUUGGUUCUUCCAAUGUGAAGCACAGUACAUUUUUGUAUAUUUAGGUUUAAUAGCCACUUUUUGGUCCAGUUGAAAAUGUUCGUUAAAUCAUUCUAUAUGGUUUCACGACUUGUAAGAGGAUUUGUUAGAUAUCUUGGUAUCAUCGGCAUAUGAGCUUUUUGUUGACUGAAUUAAUGACAGCAGGUCUGUGGUGUACAAGAUAAAAAGUACUGGGCCGAGCACUGAACCCUGUGGUACUCCGCUAACAACAUUUCCAAAUUCUGAUACUUUUUGCCCAACUCUAACGUAGAAUUUUCUGUCAAUCAAAAAUGACUCAAUCCAGGAUAACAGUUUUCCUCUAAUUCCAAGAUGCUCCAGUUUUAUCAGAAGUCGUUUAAUUGGGACCUUGUCAAAGGCCUUCUCAAAAUCGAGAUAUACAGCAUCAAUUGGAUUUCCUUUGUCCCAUUCCUUAGUCCAAACGUCUAAAUUAAGAAGCAGAUUAGUGGUGACUGACCUUCCAGGGGUAAAGCCAUGUUGUUCGGCAGGCAGAAUAUUUUCUUCAUCCAUGAACUUCAGUAACUCAUCCACUAUUAUUCUUUCCAUAAUCUUACAUGGGACUGAUGUAAGGCUAAUGGCUCUGUAGUUGGAGGCUAUCUUUUUAUCACCUUUCUUGUGUAUGGGGGUUACUGAGGCCAUUUUCCAAUCUCUUGGUAGUUGUCCAGACUCAAGCGAAGUCUGCAUUAAUAAACAUAAAGGAUGGGACAGGCUCUGCCAACAAUUUUUUAGGAAAUAUGAACUGAUGCAGUCUGGACCUGGUGCUGAGUCGCUUCUUAAAUUCUUCAAGGUUUUUUCCAAUUUUUCAACUGCAAACUCGAUACUGUCAAAGGACCUCUCUACUCUUGGCAGUUCAUCAAAGGCUGGAAGUUCAUCUAGCGCUUUAGUAACAUACUGCUUACAAAACUGGUCUCUGAAUACAUUUGCCACAGCUGUCGCGUCUUGUACUGUAUGAUUCUCAUCAGAGUUGAUAACACAAGGAACAGAUGAUUUUGAACAGAUUUGUUUCCUGAUGUGACUGUAGAAUGUCUUUGGGCUUCCAGUAGCAAUGUUUAUUUCAUACUGUCGCCGAGAUUGUCUUAUUUUGGCUGUUAGUUGGUUAUUAUUAAGUCUGUAGCGAGCAAAACUUUCUUCUGAUCUGAUUCUGGCAUGUUCGUCCCAUAACCUACGCUUUUCUUCUAUAACUUUAAUUAUCUCUCUAGUUAUCCAAGGUUUGUUAAGUGACUUUUUACUUCUUGGUGCCCUAAAGGGUAUAUGCUUAUCUACUGCCAUGUCAAUUAUUGUUUUCAAUUGAUUCCACUUAUCUUCGACCGACUCUGCUACUAGAAUAUUUUCAGGAUUGUAAUUGCUAAUAAAUUGAUUGAUAGAGUUAAAGUCUGCUUUCCAGAAAUUUCUUUGUCGCUGUUGAGGCAAAAUUCCUUUUUGACACUGCACUUGUAGGUUGACGAGUAACACCGAAUGAUCACUUUUAUCUAUUGGUGGACAAUAUUCAAUUUUGGUUACUAAAUUUUCGUCGUUACUGAGAACUAAAUCCAGUAAAGAGGGUUCUUGCAUUCCUCUGUAUCUAGUGGGCCUGUCAACAUGCUGGAACAAAUUACUUUCAGUAUACAUAGAAGUAAAGAGACUGUACGUUUCAUUUCUGGGCUCACCUAGUAUUGGCCAGCUUAGGUUUGGUAAAUUGAAAUCCCCCAUGACAAGGAUGUUCUCAGUAAAUGAUGCUGCCUUAAUACUUUCAUAAAAUUGCCUAUCGUUUUGUAGCAAAGAGUUUGGUGGUCUAUAAACUCCUACCAUCAUAAGCCUUACCUCAGCUAUUUGAAUUUUAAUCCACAGUGCUUCGUAUGGGUUUAAAUUUUCAGUGCUGUCAUCACUCGAAAUAACUUGUAGUCCUUGGUAGCAUUUCGAAACAUAUAUGGCGACCCCUCCAUAACCAUCAAAGCGAUCCUUUCUGAACAAAGAGUAGUUAUCAACAUUUACUAACGUGCCUGGUAUUGAUUGAUUUAGCCAUGUUUCUGUGAGAACAACUACUGCUGGUUUUUUUUUCUCUAUUUCUACUACUAACUGAUCAAAUUUAGUCAUAAGUGCAUUAGUAUUGGUAUAUAAUAUUGAUAUAUCCAUAAGUUUGUUUGUGUUUUCUACAAGUUUUUUGGGACUAUUUUGGGCAUGCCUCUCACAUAUUUAAUAAUAAGGUUCGUUUCACCCUCCUGGAUUCGCUUGUUCAGACUUUCACGCAAGUCCCUAAGAUACUGCCUUUGGGCUGGGGUCUGGUCGGAGUAUAUACGUAGUCUAUUGUUUUUGACCUUGUUCUUAUUCUUAAGAAUUGAAAUCGCUUGUUCUUUUGUUUCCAGCACAACUUUUAGAGGCCUUACCUUAUUGGCUUCAGAAGUCUUCCCCAAUCGGAAGCACUUUGUGUUUAUUGUGAUGUUACCUCCAACGGUCUCUUGCAAUAUUUCCUUGACACUAUUAAUGUCUUCCUCUUGCUUAGCUUUAACAUCUCUAGCAUUUGAUUCUGGUAAGUUAAAUAUAACAAUGUUUUUGGCACGCUCUUCACGCUCCAUCAUUUCAUUGAUGAGCUCUUCUCGAUCAAAGUUUGAUGCUGGUUGCACAUAUUGGCUUUGAGAUGUUUGAAGCAUUUGCCUGAGGCUUUUCAUCUCGUCUUGCAACACAACAAUCAAUUGUUUAAGAUCCGGGAUCUGGCCGAUAUUUGCUUUACAAGCUGGACAGUAGAACGUUAGAUGCCUGGUUCCUUUUAGGGCCAUGCAGCGAGUCUCAGUAGUAGAUAAUUUCGAGCAAGGGCCACAAAACUUUGUGGCAAAACCAUCACACUUAAAAAUUUCAUCCUGUCCAUAAGUUUUGUUGCACUGGGAGCAGUUAUUCAUUUUGUCCUAACCUCAAAACUACAAACUUCUUUUGCGACGAAAAUUGGAAUUUUUUUAACAGAACUAUAACUGUUUCGAGCUUUAGAAUGCAAUUAUUGACGGUAAACUUCAAAAGUCUCUUUUAAUAGUAGUUACAACAGUUGUUUUUGGAAUUGCAAUUAAAACACAUGUGCUCAUGUAAACAUAACCUCAUGCCCCACUUGACAUUACCAAAGGCCAAUAUACUUUGAGAAGCCAGUCAGGCGCUUUGACUUGAAUCCUGUGAUGCUAUUGGGCAAGUUUUAAUGUUUGCCCAAGUGUUUAAAGCGCGGUUGUUUAAGUGCAGGGCACUCACAGAUGACGUGGUCCGCGGUUUCGUCCUUCUCCAUGCACCAAGGCACUUCAGAUCAUCCGAGAUUGCGUCUUAGAUGACAGUGUCCGGUUAGAAGUCCAGUCACUAGUCUAAUUUCGCGCCUGUUUAGUUGGAGCAGUUGGUUGGUAUGGGAGGUAUGAGGUCCAUAUAUAUGUGCCUCCUGGGCUCACCAGUGAGUUCGCCAAUCCCAAUCUGGCGAGUGAGUCUGCCUUUGUUGCCCGAGUGACAAGGCACCCAAAUGAGCUGGAUCUUGCAGCCAUCACUCACCGAUUCUGUAGGACUCUCUUGCACUCCAGCACUAGCCUAAAACACACCUCUUCAGCUGUUAUGGCUUCUACGGUAGUUAUACUGUCUGAGCAGAUUGAGAUUACUGUAUGCCUGUUGUCACGAAAAAGAUUCGCUUAUUUUGGGGUGUCCACCACAGAAGUCUGCCCCAACCAAGUGAUUCCUUCUGGAGCCAUCUGUGUACCAGGUUUUGAAAAAUUUAAUAAGUGGAAAAUGGUCAAUUUUACGAAAAAAAUGUAUUGAAUCAUUUUUAAAGAACUUUAAGAAUUCAAAUGAGACUUUGUAAUACAUAAAAUAAGGGAGUUAUAACAAAAAGAAGAUAGAAUCCCCUCAUUUCAUGGAAAAAGAACGUCAUUUCUACCUUUGAUAAUGCCACCCUAAUUGAAAUAGAAAGUUAUGAAUUUGCAAAUCACUUUAAUUGAAUACAAAUAAUAGGAUCAAGAAGUUUGAAUUGUUCAGAGAGCUUGAUUCUAAAAAAAAUUAUAGUUGCAAUGGAUAAAGCAUUUAUUAAUUUUUUUAUAAAAUAUUUUUUUACUAAAAAUAACUUAACAAUAUUGAAGAUACGUUAAAACUGCCACAGAACGAAAAGUUAGGUUUUAAAAAAAAUUGAUUCGUUUUAUAAUUUUUUUCCUUAUUUCAGAAUUAAUAGAUAUAACAUUUUAAAGUUCACAGUAGCAUGUGAUUGGUACCGUUUUGGAGCCCUUUGAACGUUUCCCUUUUAUAAAGGGUUUAAUGUAUUCUAAACCGUUUUAGCCUAAUAGAUCAUCAAUUUUUAGACAAAAUGGUUUUUUAAAUGACUACCUAGUUCGAAAAUUAAAAGAGUUAUACUCAACUUUUUGCAAUUUUUAAGAGAGAAAAAUGUGUGAUUUGAUGAAGAAACAUUUGAGUUGAAUACAAUAAAAAAACAUUUAAUAUAAAUUAAGAUUAAGAGUUGAAAAACUUAAAUAGUAUUAUAAAUUAUCAUGUGAUCUUUAUUUUAAACCUACAAAUAUUUUUUUAACUUUCUAAAUGCUUUAAUUUUUAUUUCAUUGUAUUUUGACAAUAUUAUAUUUUACCCUUUACAUAAAUUUGCACAUAUUGGCAUAGGUAGAUUUUGAAGUGAUGGUUUAAUAGAACUUAAUUCCAAAAUUUCACGCAAAUCCACGUGUCUUGAUUGAAUUCUGAGAUCACACCAUGUUUUUAAUGUUCUUCACUGGACUAAGUGUAAUUGUGGGUAUAACUAGUGUAUUCAGUAAUAGUAUUGGGUAAAGGAUUACAGGUUGGGAAAAAUCGAAAAUUAUUUAGGUGGACAAUAUUCUUUAUAAAAAUUAAUCAACUUGUAUAAAUACUCAUUUAUUAAAAAAAUUGUAUAAUAAAUCAUAUUUUUCUCCUA